AAAUGACUGGGGGAAGUAAAGAGCUUUGUUUUGUUAGAGCUUUUUUGGAAAAGUGAAACUUACACCUGAGGGGAUGAUCUUGGCCAGGGUCUCUUUUCAAGCUACCAGUCUUCCUGCAUUUUCCAGCCAAUAGGAGGAGCUCCAGACCAGUUUUCUCUCAUCCUCAGUCUUAAGACCAUUUUCACUGCAAUUCUCUAACGAGGAACUCAGCAGGUGGCCAUGAGAACCCAACAUAAAAGGUGUUGAAUGCAACUUCCCUGUUACUCCAGAAUUGUGGUUAAGUUCAAAGGUGAAGACAAGGGUCAGAAUAUGACAAAUCUGGAGUUAUACCUGAGGAGGUAACUGCUGCUGGAUAACAGUAAAGAGGUGUGUUUCACCAUGGAAGAUUCAAGCCCAUCUAGCAGUGUUGAUGUGGACAAGGGCUUUGCCAUUGCCUUUGUUGUUCUUCUGUUUCUAUUCCUGAUAGUGAUGAUUUUUCGUUGUGCCAAGUUGGUGAAGAAUCCCUACGAGGCAAGCUCCACAACCACAGAAUCAUCUCUGAGCUGAAGUAUGAUAAAACUUGGGAGACUCCCCCUCAUUAGAGAUUUGAAAUAUUUUAUAUAGACUUUAUGAUCCAGACCUUAUAUUAUCUCACCUCUCCAUUUCUCAGUCUUCUCACUCUUGCAUUCCACAAUGGGCAUACAGAGUGAGUUGAGAAUAAUAAAAAGAGAUGAAACACAAGCCAGUUUAUAUUGUUCCUCUUCAGGAAAAUGAUUACUAAAGUGGAACAGAAACUGGUUGAAUGUAUUGGCUAGAAUAAGGCUAUUGGCUUCAGUUGUCUAGGCUUUAAUGUCCUAGGCAGGGUGGGAUGGCACAUGUCUGUAAUCCCAGCAAUUUGGGAGGCUAAGGCAGGAAGAUCAAGACUAGCCUCAGCAACUUAGCGAGGCCCUAAAGAACUUAGUGAGAUCCUGGCUCAAAAUAAAAAGGAUU
Messenger RNA from Sciurus carolinensis (gray squirrel), 969 nucleotides. RefSeq names its product cortexin domain containing 2 (gene Ctxnd2). The transcript has 4 exons. The record is from RefSeq and is a predicted model, not a curated record. NCBI's taxonomy places the organism in Eukaryota, Metazoa, Chordata, Mammalia, Rodentia, Sciuridae. Bases 379 to 546 code for a protein of 55 amino acids.